GCUUCAAGGGGUGCUGCGAAUUUUCGAGGCUGCUGCCCGGCGCCGGCGACGAAGUGAUGCGGCGGAGGUGCGCCCGUGGGCUCGACCCGCCUCAAGGGUCAGAAGCAAGCUCAGCACUGACCCCCAGGCGCCACGUGGCAGGCUCGUCCGAGCAGCGCAUCUCCGCCAGCGACCCUCGGGCCAGAGCGAAGGGUGCAGGCCCACCUUGACGUGCACUGGCAGUUGCCGAGCCUCUCGCAGCUCGCGACCCUUGAGAUCCCCCUACGAGAGGGGCUCGAGCGUGCUGGCCUCCUCAGCACAGCAGCAAGGGCGAUGGGGCUGAUCGUCGCCGCCCAUCGGCAGGAGCCUGCACGCUUAGCCUCGCUGCGCACUCUGCUGGGCGCCCGAUGGGCUUCGUGCCGCAUGCUGCCGCUCUGCAUCGCUGGCGUGGUCGCAUGCCGGCAAGCACGCAAGCGCGCGAGCCGUGCCUGGCGCUUGGAGGCCAGCAUCAGCAGCAGCAAGAUGGCCUCGCUGGCAGUCAAGGCUGCAGCGGCAGCGCAUCGCCGCGCUGGAGGCCGGAGCGCAGCUCAGACUGAGAGAGGGCCGCGCGGCGCUCCCCUUGAGGCGCAGCGGUCCAACGUGCGCGCUCCCGGCGCCGACACCCUCGGGCCGCCACAGCAGGCGGCAGCAGCUUGCGCCGUCGCGUUGGCGCGGUGGGGUCGUGCGAUGGCCCGCAGCGCGCAGGCCGCCGUCAGUCCGGCGCCGAGCUCGGCCUGCGGGAGCUCGAAGGGGCGACGAAGAGCGAGAGCGCCGAGAGCGGUCCGACCUUCUCGAGCUGCAUGCUUACCUCGCACGUCGCAGCCUCCACGCACGGCGAUCGCUGCACGCUCUGCACCGAGGCCCGCGCUUCUUCAGGCGGGCUCAAGCGGGCUGGGCGACGAGCGUGGAGCCGAACAGCAUCCACCUUGGGCCACGCAAGACCCUGCCCUGUGCUGCUUCAAGCCUAGCCACCGCGAGAGAGAUCUGAGCGUUGCAUCUCGAGAAGCGCUGCAACCCCCGCCCUUCUUCGCACGGCCCGGACGGGGAUGUUGAGUCGCUGCUCCUCCGAGAUGCGGGAGCGCUCCUACGCGCCUGCGCUGGCAAGGGUCGCUGUGCAGGCUGGACAGCGCAGAGGGUCCUGCUGUCGGCCCUCAACCCCGCGGCCUGGCCCUCCGGGCUCCGAGGCCGAGCAGCAGCAGAGCCGCUGCUCGAGGCGGCAUGCUGGCGACCUCCAGGCCUCCGGCUCGCGCUCUGAGGCGCCUUGACGUCUUUGAAUUUGCUGCACCUGACAGCUGCAGGC
Tilletiopsis washingtonensis is the source of this 1318-nucleotide messenger RNA. RefSeq lists its product as hypothetical. The coding region runs from base 313 to 1071 and encodes 252 amino acids. The record is from RefSeq and is a predicted model, not a curated record. The transcript has a single exon. NCBI's taxonomy places the organism in Eukaryota, Fungi, Basidiomycota, Exobasidiomycetes, Entylomatales.